AUGCCAGAAAUCCAAUGGUGGUUUGAGCCAGAUUAUAGCAAUGAGAGCUUUUCACAGCUAUGGGACGGUGCACGUGGUGACAGAGUGCAAAUGAACGCCACUUACGUCUUUCAUGCUACUAGCACGCUCUACCUAAUGAACCUUCGCCCAGAGGAUUCAGGGACAUACGAAUGCCGUGCCAGCAACGAUCCUGACAGAAACCAUCUAACGAAGAGCCCUCGCAUCAAGUGGAUCCGAUCCCAAGCCAAUGUGAUUGUCAUAGACCGUGAGUGACAAAUUAAAUGCGUGGAGAUCCAAUCCCUCCUUUUCCAGUUAACCUCCUAGUGGUAUUACUGAACCCCAUGCUCUUGUGAACUCUCCUCAUUGCUCUUGAUUUGCCUCAAAAUAUCUCUGCUAGAACUUGUUCCUGAAGUACCACCAUUCCCUUCAGUUUCCUUUUUCUCUUCCAUAUUACUGUGUAGACCAACCUUUCCCCACAAUAUUCCCAUCUUAUGACUUGAGACAGACUGGCUCUGUGUUCCUUGGUCUGUAAGUGUUGAAAUAUUCUAGUUUUUUUUUUUUGUGCAAAAUUACCUUCUCUCCAGUGCGUGAAAUCCUUACACCUCCGCUUUUCCUUCCUUGUUCCACAUUUACAUCCAAAUCUACGGUUUUCUCCCUUGAUACCAUCCUGCUCCACUAUCAGGGGUUCGUCAACUAAGCUCUCUUCCUCAUCAUUCCGGUAGGCUUCUUCUGUUGCCCUCAGUAAUGGUUUUAUAAGACCGCCAAUCAUUGCAAGCCUGCCCUUAUAUCUACCUCCAUUUGUUUUGCUACCCUUGUUUCACAAACCACACUGAUGUAUUCUCUCCUGUGCUUCCCGUCUGUUCCAGCUGUGCUUGCACAGUGUUUGUUGUGAUACUGAUCAAACACAUGUUGUCAUAGAUUGUUUAGCAUAAUGAUUUAGGACUCUACAGGAGUUAUACAGUACACUCAGAUGCUAUUUAACAGCUGUUCACUUUGCUUUACUUGAUUCAAGGUUGUCACCUGGGAGUAAAUAUAAAACCGAUUAGACUCUCCUCCCUUUCGGUAGCACAAUCUGUAGGAAUUUAUGAAACUUGUAAGUUCUUCCAGAAUCAAAGUAUCGGUAACAGAUGCCUUUAUCUUAUUUCUCAAAUCUUUUUAUUAAGUGGUUUUUAAGUUUGAUUUUUAUUUUAUUUUGAGAAUAACUUGCUCCCCAAGGGGGUAAAAUCUGCUUUUCUAAAUUACUUAAAAAGGUCUUCUCAAAUUUUGCAUCAUGUCCUGCAUAAGAAACAUUUUAUAAUGGGCCUGACUAGUUGGUCGAAUAGGUUUAUAGUCUGAGAAAUUAAGAAAGUGAGUUAGAGAGCUUUUUAAGUAGGAAGUAUACAGGCAUUCUCUAUAGUCUGUAGAUGUAUUAUUUAUUUUUCUCUACUCUUUAAUAAACUUUUUAUACCAAAGUCCAGAACUUUUUUCCAAAAAGUUGCUGGGAAGAAAAUCCAGGAUUAUUACAAAAUAAUGUGGAGAGAUCUGGAAGGCAGUGUCAGGACAUCAACUGCCAAAUAGGGAAAUGACGACAAAACAAAAUUGGAAACUGGAAAAACCUCACUCCAUUUAAAAUGUGGUGGUAAUCUGGCUUUAAAAGUAAACUCAAUUAUUUUAUUUUAUAUAUUUUUUUAAAAUGUUAUUUAAAAGUUCAAAUCUGCUUUCACUGUAAGUAAACUGUAAUUAAUUACUAUGCAAAGUUAAACCAUACACCACACUAAAUAUUACAUGAGUUUGACUAGUUAAGGUACAGUUAGAAGGGCCUUCUGGGAUAUAAAUGGUUUUUGGCUUUGACAUUAUAGAUGGUGAUGGUUCACUGUAGGCACUUUGCUUGUUAACCUUUAUGUGGAGCUCACCCGAGAUGGCUUGCUGAUCCUCAUGGAUAAAUAUAGACCAUAAUCCUUUUGGGGUGCAAAAGGGUUGCCAUUUUUAGACUGUAAAAAGCAUUUAUCUGAACUAUUCUCAUUGUUACCUUGUGUUUUUUCUUCCUUACAGCUCCAAUUAUUAUAACAAACUCUCCGGAAGAAAUAGUGGAAGGAACGUAUGUUAUCCUAAGCUGUAAUCUGACCGAUCCAACCCUGCCAAUUUCUGGUCAUGAAUGGUUGAAGGGGAGCAAAGUGGUCCAGGAAGACAAAGACUCAUCUCAAAUUAUGUUUUACAAGUAAGUCUUGAUAACAUACUGGGUUGUAUUAUACUAUGGGGAAUUAUACAGUUCUUAUACAGUAGUUAUAAACGUACACUAUGCCUUAGUACUACUUAAUAUUUCAUGUAAGUGACCGUCACUAGUCACUUCCUUUUUUUAAUUGAAACUCAAAUGUGGCAGGUCAGGUCCAGAAGAAAAUCUGCACAAUAAAUCAGAAGUCACAUGUCUUUAUUUUUUUUUUAUAUAUUACUAUUUUAACUGUUGGUAGCAAUUUAUCCAUGGUGUUAAAAUAAGGCACAUAACUCACAAAUUUGUAAUCUAGCUUAAAAAGUAUCCUGUUGACUUUUUGAUUAUGUUGUAGUUAGGCCUGGAAAUCCCUAGCUUAUCUGCAUUGUCAGCUUCCAUAAAUAUUGUUGCCCAUCUACAAUGCGUGGCCUGAUUUAGAGAAGACGUGAUACACAUCCACCCAUCCUCUCUUGGUAGACUAGCCAUUUACUAAUUUAUUUUUCCUUCUGUGACCUAAAUUCCUGUCUCAUCUCAACUGUGAUCAGCGUUGGUAAAACAGACUGUUCAUUGGUUGCAUCCACUAUUGCCUUUCUAAUCCUUUGUUCCUCUAAUGCCGACAGUGCUGCAAAAGACCAACACUAUAUUAAAAUAAACAUCAAGGAAGUAGUCUUGUUUAUAAUCUUUUCUACUACUUUUAUCUCAGUGUUUCAGAGGUAAAUGCAGAAAGCUCUGGGCAAUAUACCUGCAAGUUCUUGACUACUCCCGAAGUCGGUGAAGUGAUUAAUGUUACUGGUAAGUCCUGAGAACCAAUAUUUCACUGAUAUUAAAUCUACUGUGUAAACCCACUAAGCUGUAACAUUCAUUAGCAGCUAAUCUCACAAGAACAAACCUAAUGCGAUGCCAAAUACACAAAGCAUAUUCCUGUAGCUGAAAUAAAUGUGUAUUUAGAUGAUCACUACUCCUUAUGGGUUUCAAGGCUUUUGGUCAUUAAAUUUGGUUUUCAUGUUCCUUAUUUAUCUUUCAGUCUCCCCUCAUGUUAUCGCAUACAAAAAAUCUGAGCAUGGUAAUGAAGGGGAUACUGGAGUACUGACUUGCAAAAGUAGCUCAUUCCCACCUGUGGAACUCUGGGCAUGGUCCUUGGUCACUGAAGGAGGCAUUGAGGUUUGUAUUAAAGGAACAUUCCAUAUAUAUAAUUUACAUUUAUUUCUUUUAGUCAGACCACCUCACCAGUAAGUGUCCUUAGACAAGACAUCUGUCAAUCUAGAAGUUUGUUUGAGCAGGCUUUCUUCACCUCUAAAUAUCCCCUUUCUAUAACUUUAAAGCACUGUUGAAUGUUUUUGCUAUAUAAAUACGAACAUACUUCCAAAGAAAACAAAAAGCAUGCAUCUGACCCCAUUUGUAAAAAGUAAUUUUCUGUUGAGAUGACAGACAAAACAAAACUUGAGACUCCAGACACUUAAAGCACUUUAACAAUUUGAAGGGUGGCGGGCGCUCUAUGCCGUCCUUUUUGGAGCAGUCCGAAACGCGGCAGCAUAGAAUGUCCUAGUCGUCCUUCAUACUUAUUCGGUCGCCGGCGGUCACGAUCCUGGGGUCUGCCUGGGAGCUCAGGCAAGACCCCUCUGCCUGAUCCGGCCCCCUCCCCAUGUGGUUAUGUUGCCUUUGAGAGUGUAUGGUAGCCCAGGAAUGAGAAUAACCCCCAUGCUGGCAUACCAUUACCAGUAUUUUUUUAGUAGUCACUUCGCCAUAAACACUGGCCAAAAUUAGCGUUCCAUUUAGGUUUUUGCACUUUUAACACACAACAAAUAUGUAGGCUAAAUUUGGCCAAUGUUUGUGACAAAGUGACUACUAAAAAAGACUGGACAUAUACCCCAUUUGUAAUACCUUUGGGUUGUCUACUUUUGCAAAUGGUUAGCCAUCAUGGGGCUAACUUACAUUGCUGGGCUACCAUUUGGUCUCAAAGGCAACAUAACCAGUCUGGCAAAUUUCAGUGUGUAUAAACUGAAAAAUGUAAUGUAAAUAUUUGACCCUGUAACUUUCCAAAAUCCCAUAAAACCUGUACAUUGGGGGUACUGUUUUACUCGUGAGACAUCGCUGAAUACAAUGUGUACGUUAUUGCAGUAACAGCUAACAGUAAAAUUGUGUCAUUCAGUUAAAAUGCCAUGAAAAACUAAAAAAAUAAAAAAUUUCUUAAUUUAAAAAAAAAUAUAUAUUUUAUUCAUAUUAAAUUAGGUUUAAUAUACAAAUGUUUGCUUUGACAUGAAAGCCCUGUUUCUCCUGAACAAAAUUAUAUAUGAUCAGUGUGUGCACAUAAUAUAAAAGAGGUGAAUUACGCCUGAAAAGACAUAUAGCUCAAAUUCAGUCAAAGUUUUGUUUUGAUCACAACUUGUACAACUGCGUCAGUCCUUAAAGGACCACUAUAUAGUGCCAGGAAAACAAACUUGUUUUCCUGGCACUAUGUAGUUCUUAGGUGUCCCCCUCCCGCUGGACUGAAGAGGUUAAAACCCUUCCAAUCACUUACCUUUCUCCAGCGCCGGGUUCCCUUGUGUUGGGAACUCUCCUCCUCCUGCCGACGUCAGCGCUGAAUGAGUGGCAAGAGCUGUGCGCGCAUUCAAUCCGCCCAUAGGAAAGCAUUACUCCAUCUUUCCUAUGGACGUUGGUGUCUUCUCACUGUGAUUUUUCACAGUGAAAAUCGCGGAAGCGGCCUCUAGUGGCUGUCAAUGAAACAGUAACUAGAGGCUGGAUUAACACUCAGUGUAAACAUAGUUUCUCUGAAACUGUUAUGUUUUCAGCUGCCGGGUUAAAACUAGAGUGAACUAGCACCCACACCACUUCAUUGAGCUGAAGUGGUCUGGGUGCCUAUAGUGGUCCUUUAAUUGGCUUAAUGAAGGCGCAACAGCCUUGUUUGACCAAACAGAUUAUUAAAAUGUAAGUGGGCAUGAUAUGACCGGCCAGGAAAUGUAUUUUGGUAUUCUCAAACAGUAGUAGUGUGAGGAACUUAUGGUUUGAGAAUAAGCAUAUAUAAUUUGUAACAAAAAUUUGAUGGGUAGUGUGUGCUGAGAAGGAAAGAUUGACUGAGGUAAUUACGAAAAUAAACUAGGACAAAGAUGUAGUUUGGCAUAGAUAACAAUUUAAAGACUUUAAAUGAGAAAAAGGACAUGAAAUGGACACUGUAGACAAUGUUUAUAUUGCAGCACUAAGUCUGCCCAGACAGCCACUGGGGACGCUUCCGGAAUAUUAACACUCUUGGUCCGUUAUCUGAUGCUUGACAUCCUCACGUUAUACAUGAGGACCUCCAGCAUCAGAUUUUUCCCCAUAGGAAAGCAUCCCUAGAAGUCUUGCAAAGUGACCCAGUCACACUUGUUAAUCAGCUGGAUUCUGCAAGCCAUAUCAGACAUACUUGUGGUAUUUAAUGGUAAUCCGACUGUGUACAGCAGGCUAAUUUGAGGAAAUCUGUGAUCUAAACCGUAGGUAAAUCCUGGCUGAUGGAUUUUAAAUGCCGUUGAUUCAGAGAGAAUGCUCACAUUGUUUUGUUGAUGGCACUAAAUGAAACUUAAAUGAACACCCUAAAUACUGUAACCACUAUAGUGCACAAUAAGUUUCUAAAAAUGCAGUUUUUUGUUUAUGGUUCGUCUUCUUACCUGACUUCUGCUAAGUAUCUCUCCAAGUCUCACCAAGAGACCUGGGAGCUCUAUAAUUAAACAGUAAGAAGUAGUUGGUGUUUAAUCACUCUGCAAAUCUUAAAUACAGGUUAAUUUAUUUAUUUUUGUUCAGAGAAGUAUUGGGCUUGGCUUCCCACUGCUUGGGUCACCUGCUGGCCGGAAGGCGCUGAGGAAAGAAGUGUUUUGAUUUUGUUUUGUUUUUUAUAACAUGCUGUAUUUUUUGUUCUGUGUAUGUUUGAUCUCUGGGGAUGUAGUGGAAGACUUCUCAGUACAUGCAGGAUCAGCACAAUAAGGAUAGGGAGGAGAGGUGACAGACAUGCAAAAAAUGCAUUGUACUUAAUGCCUUAUAUCCUCCCCACUAAAACAAAUAUCCACCUAAAUUAGCUAUAUGUAACUUUUUAUGAACUCUUGUUUUUAGCCUAUAGUGAAUGGAAGUAAAGAUCGCUUCAUCAUAAAGUCCAGCGGCAAUAAGACAGAACUUCGCAUCCUGAAGUUGGAUAUAGAGGCUGACCAGGGUACAUAUGCUUGCAAUGGAACAAACUUCCUAGGUACAACAGGGGCCACAGUCUCCCUCCGUGUACGCAGUCGUCUUGCUGCCCUCUGGCCUUUCCUAGGCAUUGUUGCUGAAGUUAUCAUCCUGGUUACAAUCAUCUUCAUUUAUGAGAAGAGGAGAAAGCCAGAUGAGGCACCUGAAGGUAAGUCUGUUAGUGUUAAGAUAUACUAGGUUUCUUUUUAGAGCUUUCUUUCUUAUUCAUCGACUAUCAAAUGGUAUUGCGUAUGUAAGUGGGCCAUGGAUGAAACUUUAUAGUCUGUAUGAAGUUAAGUUUCUGUGAGACAAGUAAUGCACUUAUGAAAAAAUGUGUCUCCGCUAAUAUAGAAGAUUCCCACCAGAAAUCAAUCCGUGUGUUUUAGCUGCAGAAUGUUUUUAAUCAGACUAUAUAUAGGACUAGAUGCAAAAGUGUGUGUAAGUUAUUUAGGCACCACAACCACUAUAGCUUGGGCAAAGACCGGCUCUGUUUGCAUUAAGUCCACCUUUAGUGGCUUCCACUGUAGUCACAUACGCUGCAUGGAGAAACCUAUUACUUAUAGAGAUGUACUGACUUGGGUGCAAUGUGGCAAUUUUGCUGCACUUUAGCACUAGCUUCACAAUACUUCCCUGCGGGGAAGCAUUGGGUUGGCCCGUUAGAUAAAAUAUCCAACACUGCAUAAUCAUUUUUCCAGAGCACUGAAUAAUCUUCCCUACCCAAUAAAUAACACUGCCCAUCACCAAUUAUGACAAUCUUUUAGUUGGUGAAUUGGAUCUCCAUCUGAUGCUCUUAACAUUAAAAAAUGAAAACUGAGGUGAUUAUUUUUUUACUCAUAUAAAUUUUAAUACCAUGUAGCGCUAAUGUUAAAUCACUGUCAGUCCAAUGCAUCUCUCUGCUCUGUCCCUUAGCUUCAGGCAGUAAAAAAAUCUUACUUUGGUAAGAGUGAAUUUCCCUUUUCUCCCAAGACCAUUUGCCUCUUGCUUUAUUUAGAUGAAUAGUGUGGGGGUGGGGUUACUGUAAUAAAAUACAUUUGCUAGAAUAUUUGCUAUGUCUCUUACCCUGACAAUCAUAAAAGAUGCUAAUGUAUUUAAGACUUCUUCUAACUUUAAUUUGUUUGUGUCCCCCCUCCCCCUUUUCAUGAAUCAUUAAAGAUGAAGAUGGUGGAUCUGCUCCUUUGUAAGUACAUGUAAUAUUAUAGCAUUAACAGGUUUAAAGUAUCUAUUGUCUGUAUGUCCUAUGCUGCAAUAGGUCAGUGGGUCUUGCAGCUUCUUACCAUGUGCUGCAGACACACAUAUUUUAUUAGAGCAGUUUCUAAUUAUUUUUUAAUAUGUUGAGUAACGGUUUCUUCAAGGAAGGAUGUGACCGCCAUACUGGGGUCGAGGAGGAUUUUUUUUUUCUAGUUUGUUGCAAAAUUGGAAAGCACUUAAAACUGGUAUUUUUUUACUUUUGGAACAACAACAACAGAUGUGAGGCUGAACUUUGCAUGUCUCUUUUCAGCUAUGUAACUGAAAAUAGGCAUUACAAUCCAUAACUAAUGGUGCCUUUAAUCAGCUACACCCAAAUCUCUCCACUGAUGCAAUAGUAACCACAAAGUAGUCCAGGCACUCAAUGUCUUAAUACAUCAGAUUUAUUGGAGAGGAAAAAGACCGAUACAGUGCCUGGACUGCGUUGCUUUAACUAUAUGGAUUAGGGGUUUGCCAUCUAUGUACAGUGCACCGAGGUCUACAGAUGAGCGAAUGAAUGGAUCCCUCCUUUUUUUUUUUCACUGAUGCAAUAGACAUACGUUAUGCCAGCCUUAACUUAUAGGGCUAUGUGGAUCCUGACUCAUAUACAUGCGAUAAAUAACCCAAAGGGACAAACUGAAGGUAUUUAGGGGACGGGGGUGUCUCUUGAUUCUGUAAUCUGUUGAGGGAGAGCGAAUCUUAGCUCAGUUACUGUCCCCCCUUUUUAUUUGAUGUAAAACCUGAAAGAAAGUUUUACCUGCCUGCAGUCUCGUGCCAGGGCUAGCUCCUCCUGGUUCUGUUCCUCUAUGUCCCCUCCUGAUGUCACUGGGGACACGAGCAAUCCAAUCACAGGCUUCUCAUUAAGAAACCUGUGACUUGACCAUUUCACUGGCUUAGAGCACAUGUACAAGUUUUAUUUAUCUUUUUUUUAAUGAGAAGAAAAUAAAAUCUGGACUGAGGUGUGUGAGAGCGCAAUGUGGCUUGGAGGGAAAGUUGGCUUCCCCUUACAAGCGCUCUGAGUUGCAUCUUGCCCCAGGCACACUAUAACCAGUAACUCCGCUGUUUCUAGCUUGAACGCGAUUGAUCCACAUAUUUAGUAGUAAUUUCCCUACAAAUGGCACUCUCCUGGCAUGUUGACAAGUGGAAUAAAACAGUUCUGCAAGUAAACUGGGAACCGUGUGAUUAAGGUGCUAUAUAUGGUUCCACAACGUUCGCAAUUAACCAUCGCUGGUGUCAUUUGGUUCACAAAAUUGCCCCCGUCUGCCAUAUUUUCAACAAUCUGUUCCGUAGAAGGGAAAGUACCGAACCAGGGGGACAGUACUGCUACAAGGACAGGGUCCACGACAAAAUAUAUAAAGGCUUGGCCAGCACAAUGGCUGACUCUCUGAUGGACACACUAUCAAAAAGGUUCAUAUAGGUUCCUAGGUGUGUUGUUGCUUAAAAGCCCCAACUAAUUUUGCACAACUUGUUUAAGUUUUUGGUCUUAAGAUGUGCACACCAUGAAUUGUGGAACAAACUCAUUGCAUCUGCUAUAAAUACAUAAAAUUUGUUCUUAUAUUGGCCAUGUGAGUUGUGAAGAAAGUCAUACAGUCUCUCAAAGGAACACACUCUUUUCCCUAAACCUAUAGUGUUAAAAUAACUAUUUUCCCUCUUAAAUAAUGUAAAAUGGUAUUGAAACAUCUGAGGAGUGGCCAGUGAAGGUAUUCCUAGGCUGUAAAGUAAACACUGUAUUUUCUCUGAAAUGACAGAACAACAAGCCUGCAGGGAAUGAUUUUACGAACCAGAGCAACUACAUUUAGCUAUAGUGGCCCUUAAAAAAAAUUCUCUGUUUAAAUAGGAUUUGGAUACAGUCUGCAGCAUUUAAGUCAUGUUUUGCUUUAAGUAAACGACAUGAAAAGCAGCAUCGAGCUGUUCUCCAGAUGACUAAUUUCCAAUGGUCAGAAGAAUGUGUUUAGGUUAAUUUGUUUGCUUGGAUAUUGCUAGAUACUUCUGUAUGUAAAUCUACAAUGUUUCUCUCCAUUUAUAGGAAAAGCAACUCUGGAGCAAACCAUGACAAUGUACGUCAAAGGAACUCUAGCUGAGUCACAAAGGUGAGUGUUUCCCUACUGCACAUGUUACUUGACCCACUGUUUAGUGAUCCAACAGCACUCCACCAGUCCAAAUGUAUUUGAGGGGAAAAAACAUUUCUUUGAAAAAUUGUUAAAAAUUAAAGGGACCUCAUCAUAGUUGUCCUUGUGAUCAUGAAGUAAUUUCAAUAGGUUUGUCAAUACUUUAGCAUCAUCAAGGCCAAUGAUCUAUCAAAACAAGUCUGGGUUAAAGUUCUACAAUAGCCCAAAUAAGACCUAACUUUUUUAUAUUUAUAUAUAAAAAAUUAAAAAAAAGUGAGAAACAAACUUUUAGAAUCACCUGAAGCAUUGUUAAAAGGAUACUAUAGUCCUCAAAACAACUUCAGCUUAAUGAAACUGUUUUGGUGUCUAGAUCAUGCCUCUGAGGUAUCACUGGUCAAUUCUCUGCGAUUUAGGAGUUAAAUUACUUUUGUUUCUGUUUAUGUAACCCUAACCACACCUCCCCUGGCUGCGACUGACACAGCCAGCAUGAAAAAAAUGGUUUAUUUUUCAAUGAGAUGUAACCAACUUUAAGUUUCUAUGUCAUACUCUGUAAAUUGAACUUUAAUUACAUACAGGAGGGUCAUGCAAGGUCUAGCAAGCUAUUGAGAGCAGGAGAUACAAAACCAAAAACUUCAGUUUUCAUCGAAAUGUAGGUUUAUUUUGAAAAGUACAGUAUAAAAAAAGUUGCUUAACUGACACUGGACAUCCUCGCGCUCGUAGGGCUUCAAAAUAAACCAGAGUAAAUUUAUUUUAAGGAAUGCAUUUAAAUAUAAAUGUUUAUCAGAAUUGUAACCAGUCUGUAUGAGCACCAUAUCAAAUUAGCUACAUUACAUGUAACUAAGUUACUGUUUGUCUCAAUUAUAACAUACUGGGUAUUUUUCAGUGUAGUGGUAGUCAACCUUUUUCUACCUACCGCCCACUAAUGCAUCUUUCUUGAUGGAAAAACUUCCCUUACCUCCCACCAGUUUUUGCGCAAGUGCAGAAUAUUUUUUUAGAAAGGAGGGUGUUUUUAAAAAAAAUAAAAAUAAAUGUACGUACAUUUAUCUUAUUUCUACUUUAUGCAUGUUUAUAAUGGUUUUAACUUUAUAAAGUUUAAUGAGAAAACAAAGUAAAUUGAAAUUACCUGUACUAAUGAUUAUUGAGGUUGAUGCUGCAAGACUAAAUAUUAGAUAUCUGGUUCGAUUUUUGUAAGGAACGAAGGUCUCCUCUUUUGGUGAUAUUCAGACGAUUUCUCUGUUUGCUCAUAUGAUUUCUCAUGUGCAUCAGCUUCCCUCCCCAAUUCCCCUCCCCACCUUUUUUUUACUUCCUUCUUGUAUUUUUUUUUUUUCUAUUUAACCUUCCUUAUAGCAAUGCCCAGUAGGAAGGCUGAGCCAGGCAGCCCACAACAAUUCUCUCUCCUUUUUCCUUCUUAUUUUCAUUCUUUCUCCUUUUUUACAUGUAGUCUUCUCCUUCUUUCUCCUAUUCUACAAGUACUCUCCUUCUUUCUCCUAUUCUACAAGUACUCUGCUCCCUCUUUCUUCUAUUCUACAAGUACUCUGCUCUCACACACACACACUUACAUACAGGGCCGCCAUCAGGGGGUGACAACCAUGACGGUUGUCACGGGCCCGGCCCCCACGUGGAGCAGUGAAACUGCAGCGGGUGUAUCUGCACCAGGGCCUAUCAGGUGGCCCAAGCAUUUAGGACCACCCGAUAAGCCCUAUAUUUUCGGGGGCCUGGUAAGCGCUGCGGCCGUGUAAUAGCACGACCGUGCCCCCUUAAAAAAAAAUUGCGGCUGCACCGCAAGUGCUGCUGGGAGGAAGUGACAGCAGACUGUUGUGAUUAUAGUGCAGAGUUGAUGACUCUAACCUUUAUUGGUUAUUGUUGGGUUCCUCCCACCCCAACACUUCCAAUCGAAUGUUUUUUUGUUUUUGUUUUUUAUCUGGAGAAUUACAACUCAAUAUUUUAUUGCAGGUGACCUGGAGAGCAGAGGGAACAACUUCCAUCUACUUUGUUCCAGAAGAGAUCCUUAGUAUAUACUGGUCUUCAAUCACCACCAUUGGCCUCCCCUCGCUCUUUCUGCUUUCUGUCAGAUUUGUACUUUCUGUGUUCUCCUUUUUUAACAUGACAUUAAACUAACUUUAUUAUGUUUAGAAGCAAAAAUAAGACCAUGUUGCUGCCUUGUGCGCUCUAUUUUAUCAUCUUCCUGACAGCUGAUCUGGUUGAUUCCAGGCACUUAAGUUAGUGCCUAGCCUAUCAGAUUGCUGUCUGGUAGUAAUGUUCUCUCAUUAGUACUACAAUAAAAUUUACCUUUGGACAUUGCCCUGUCUUGCUGCUGGAACAUGUUUCUUUCAGCAACUAAGCCAGCCUGUUUACUUGAGCAGGUUGUCCCCAUGCAUUAUAGUAAAAUAUUUUGUGAUUUCUGUUCUUGGGUUUUAAGUGCAUCAUUUUUUUUUUUUUAAUAGAUUAAAAAGCUAAUUCAAAAUGUCUGUUUAUUUACAGUUCUUGGUUUCCCAUCUAUAUGAAAGUACUGACAAGCCAUUGGUCUCUUACUAGAUGUGUAUGGCAUGUUUUAAGUACUGCCCUAUCACUGUAUGCACAAUGAGCACAGCUUUGUGCAAAUUAUAAAAUGCCUCUGUAUUAUGUAAUAUCUUAUUGUAGAUUGCCAUGUGUUGCGCAAGGUGAAUGACUGUUUUGUGUGGCUUUUUUUUUUGAGUUUAUGUGCAUGGAAGACUGAAUUGAUUUUUGGGGUAAAGACUAAUAAAAGGUAUGUUCAGCACAUUUUGAUUUAUAAGGCUUUUUCUGCAACACUGGAUUGUAAAAUUGUAUGUGAAGAAAAUUAAACAAAUAAAAUGUUUCUCCCUUUUAUGUCUUUGGAAUUUGUGUUUGUUUUUUUUUGUUUUGUUUUUUUUUACCCUUUUCUGAAAGGGUUUUUAAUGUCUUUAAGCAUAGCUUGACUAAUCAAAUGCACAGUUUCAAUCCUCUUUUUAGUUCAGUUUGUAAACUAAUUCCAUUGUAUCAUCUGCAUCUCUUAUGGAUGUUGUGAAAUAAAUGAUUAGUCAUUUUGUCUUUAUUGUGCAUCAGCAGAAAAUAGAGUAACCAUAUAUAUAAGAAGUGUAUAUUAGCCAAAGGGACUUCCUUACCCUCUCAACCACACCCGUACUAGAGGGGCAGUUCCCACGGCUGUUAGAAGGAACAGCUUCCUGCAGUACAGCUACUCCUUAGCUGAUGCCCCCAACAUCUUCACUCAAACUGGCAAAUCUGUUAGGCUGCACAAGAUCAGGACUGGCUAAACCUUUGCUCUUCCCUCCCUCUCUGCUUCCUCACCCCACUGUUACACAACUAUGUGCCUGUUCUCCAACUGCCUCAUCUCCUCCCACUCCACUACCUGCACCCACCAAACUCUGCUCAGUGAGCAGCAGACUCCUCUCAAGAUUGUCAGUCUCCCUCAGUGUUGCAAUUAGCCUCUCCAGAUCUCCAAUCUGAGCUUCCAGAAAAGCCACUCGUCACACUCACCACAGAGGUGUAUGGACCCUGGACAGAUUUAUCCAGGCAUGCAUACAUGCAGCACAAUGUACACUGAGUAAAACUUGAAAUCUUGCUAGUACUCAUCCACAGUUAACAAAAAAAGUGAGCAAAAAAAUAUUUAUCCUCUUGGUUUCAACUCCUGUUGUUUUAACUCCUACUAAAGAGACUACUUGAAAUAGCCUACAAGGAGGGAAAUCCUACAGAACGUUUAUUAUGAGGAUUUUACUUCACACAAUCACAAUUUCAUUAUAAAAAUAUAAUUUAUUGUGACAAUAAUAAUAAAAAUAUGUAACAUGCGUGAUAAUAAUCAGUGACAAUUUAGUAUAACAGGUAUACAACAGAAUGGCAAUGUUUAAACAAACUCAGCGUAUACAGCAUCAACCGUCAAGAACUUAGCAAGAUUUAUGAGGGUACUGAAUACAGAACUCAAAACUUCACAGCACAACGAGAAGCCAUAAAAUCUUGGCUAUCAGUUAGAUCCUGAUUAACUAUUCCACUGCUGGUUACAAUACUCCUAGGCAUAUAAUAUCCUAUUCUGUUGCAAUAUUCACAACAGAUCAUUAAUCAUUCCUGGAACCAUCCAAUAAAAAAAAUUCUACCAGAUUUUACAUUAGCCGAAUUUUAAUUUCCCUAAAUAAGAUACACUAUCUUAUUUCAGAACAAGUCAAUAUUUCUGGAUAAAAUUUGUCAUGCUAACCUCUUGGUAAAUGUAACCGUUGGUAUAUAAUUAAAUUAAUUCCACCUGCAGGAAUGGCAUUUUUAUAACCAUAUAUUCUUUAGUUAACUUAGAUUUCUAAUUUGAAUUUGACAACUUAUCCAGGCAUAUAUUCCUGCUAUGUAAAAUUUGUAUUAAUUUAAAUUAAAUAAAACCAGCAUAAUUACCAGUUAUGUAGUAGAUCUUCUUAUCCGAUUAUAUAAUCUCAGGAAUUGAAUGCAAGUAUGAUUAUGAUUGUAUAGGAUUGUAUGCAAUAUAAAAGUAUUAAGAAUUAGGCGAGUUUGAGAGAGUUGAGUUUCUUGACGACAGUCAAAGAGAGUUUGAGAGCGGAGUGUUAGAUGUUGGAUCUUGAAUCUCUGGAUUGAGUGUGUAUUAAGUACCAGAGUGUGUAUCUUCAAUCUCUGUCCUGAAUCUAUUUUGUCCUUUAAAGGGCCAGACUAUCUGUACGUCAGGGAGCUGUAGGUAUGUCAAAAAACUAUCAUCUAGAUUUUGGUCAGUAGAUGGUGCCCUUACAUCACCAAAAUUUCUUGUCCUAGAAAGAGUUAACUAAAAAUGAUGAUGAUUUUGGCGUAUCUAAAUGGCCAGUAUAACUCAAAUUUGCUGCCAGUUCAAAGGAUUUACCCCAUCUUUGUGGUGGCAAUUUCGAUCGUAAUUCUAGAAUUGACGCCUCCUAACCUUAAUUUCACCCUUUUACUUACAAUGGGAUGUUGUAAGAUUCCGAAAGUAAAAUGAAUUACUAGGUGUUAUCUGUCACUGGUGUCUGGCUUUCUGGUCGUCUUGUGUGAAGCUGCGUGUAAGAUUAUUUUUAUUCCACUAACAUUUAUUAAAUAAUAUCAAUGUAUAGUCUAUAUUAUUAACAUGAUACUAAUUAAAUGUGUUUAAUAUAAUAGUAAAUAAGUGUAUAGUGGGUGUGUGUAUGCAUGUAUGUAUACUUGUCUUUCUGGGUUGUAAUUCCACCCCCAUCCUUGCUGUGAGACUUCAUUCCUUAUCACUUGCUUUGUUUACAUAACGCAUUCCUUAGCUCAGGCUUGAAUGGCUGGAGUUACAUAAAGCAAGAAAUUGUCUUUCGUAGCCUGAAGAUACCAAAAUGGAGUCAGCUUUGUAUUAAGUGUGACUGGCAGUAGACUCUUUUAAUUUCUAUUUUCGCACAAAAUGUCUGCCGAGAUAUAGAUAUAGAUAUAUAUAUAUAUAUAUAUAUAGAUAUAGAUAUAGAUAUAGAUAUAUAGAUAUAUAUAUACUGACAGGUCUCAGGGAGACAUCAGUUCUGAGGUCUCCCAUUCGGAUUGAAUCUGGCUCCAAGAACAUUUUCAAAGAUUCUUAUUGUAAUGGUUACCUUUCUUUGAAAACAGAAUAUAGAGAGAUAAUCACUAUCUAGACAACUUUUUUAAUCUCGUCCUACAGUUUCUUUAAAUACCCAAUUUGCGGUCAAUUGUCUUCUAUAACCUGGAUGGAGAAGAGCUUAAUGACACCAGCCCAAAGAAGGACAUUCUUAUGAGCUGUGAUGGACAGUGACUUCUCCGAAAAGGAUAGAGCGAAUUCGAGUAAAGAUUCUGAACCUUUAAAAAAAAAAAAAAAAAAAAUUUCCUUUCAGCAAGAGACUUUAUGAUCCUUCUGGGCUUACGCACUUCCACCAUAGGUCUAGUAAAAUGGGCAAAGUGGAAUAUACAUCCAAUCCGGAUGGAGUUUCUACAUAAAUUCGAAAAAAGCAAGUAUGAAAUUGAGAUCAGAAAAUCCUACUACUUCCUUAAAAGACCAGCUGAAUUGGUGGGUCAAAAAGAGACACCUGUCUCCAGGAUUCCCAUUCGAGGAACCAGACUGGCAGACUGUCACUAAAGACAUGAGCUUACACGGAUGGGGAGCCCAUUAUGGCACGAAAUGGAAGUAGGGGAUAUGGUCAAGAAAGGAAACCACUCAAACCUAAGAGAAUUGAGAGCAACGUACAAGGCACUUGGUUUUUCUUCCAUUUCUAACAAAUUCAUGGGUACAAAUACAGAACGGUUGCAUCCCAUGUGAAUCACCAGAAGGUAUCUGAAGCAGAAACCUCUUGAAAGAAUUAUCCCCUCCUAUGAAGUUUGCUUUUUCCAAAGCUGCCUGUAAUAUUAGACCUUAUACGAGAAAUUAUACUCCACCAUUGAAUCUUCCUAUGGUUCUGUAUGUAUUGACAUAAUCCCCUUGUGCUCCGAAAGACAAACUUGACAUAAUCUUGCUGACCUAUAAAAUUCCUUUUUUUUUUUAAAUCUUUAUUUUGGUGUGGAUGAAAGCACAAUUUUUUUGUUGCAUUGUACAUGGCAUAGAUAAAACAAAAAAAAUAUAUAUAUAAGGAGAUUUCACAAUAAUCAGAAAACCGAUAUGGGCUUUUGAACGGUAAGCAUUGUAAUAUCUGUGUUGGUGCUAUGUCCUCUAUAACGUUCCUAUGAAGGCACUUUAGGAUAACCAAACAAGGUAUUCUUAACUUACAUCAACAACAAUAAUUCAGACUAAGGGAGUUGUGGAUAAUGCUGCUGUGGAGCGGGCCAGCCCUAUAUGUGCUGUGUUGAAGUAUGAUAGUCCCGACCCGACUUCAUCAAAAAAGUAACCCUCAGUAGUCCUACGGAGGUUCCUGUAGCUGUAAGGGUUGAGUGUCUUCUGUUGUCCGGGGCUUAGUUGCUCAAGUUUGAGCAUCUCGGGACGAACCUCCCUGCUGCUUCCUGGGAGGUUCGGGCAGAGGUGACAGCUGAAGGCCUGUCAGAAAUUCUGUUGGAUCUUCUGUGACUGAGAGAACAGAGACCGUGCCACUGUGUGUGACUACCAGGGUCCCCGAGAUUUCUCCUCUGUACCUGAUGUUGUGCUGCCUCAGGAGCUUAGUGAUGGGCACGAACCUGCGUCAACCCAGCAGGACAGAGAAAGGUAGGUCUUCAAAGAUUGUAAUCUUGCAAUUUUCAACCAUCACACUGGGGUAUUUUCUGGAGCGGGCCAUUAUUGCUGAUUUUGUGGCGAUGUCCUGAGUGACAGCAAUUACAUCUGUGGGUGCAUCUACUGGGACAGACUGUGCAUUCAUAAUCAUGAAUGCCAAUACUAUGGGGAGGAUUCCCCAUCCCCCUUCACUUCCAGUGCCCGUGUCAAUUUUUGGGUGAAGUCCAGCAAGGCGUCUGGGCCCUUUGUUUCUGGAGCUCCGCGGAUCCUAAUAUUUUUCCUGCGGUGUCUCGCCUCGAGCGAUGCCACCGUACAGGAGAGUGGGUAUCUGUAAGUCUUUGUCGCGCUCACCUUCUGUGGACUCAACGACCCCCAGGCGGUGUGGCAGCCUGCCAAUCUCCGCCUGUGCACCUGCCAGGUCUGCCUUCCAGACCUCUCUCAGGUCCACCAGGAGUCAGCCCUCAGAUACACUCCACCAGUGGCAUGUGGUAGGUGUCUUAAUUGGAGUCGCUUGAAUCAUGCGGUCUCCGAGGUACCAUUUUGAGGUGGGCCUGAGACCGCAGUCUGUCAUAGGACUGUCAGAUGGGGAGAUUUGCACUCUAUGAGCGGAUCAGCUUUUUGUGUUUUUGCCCUAUCACUCUUUGGGCGGGGUGCCAAGUUGUCAAUAUAUGUAAUUUUCUCUGGGUAUUUAGUGGUAAAAGGGCUUUUUUCUAGUUUAUGGAGCAGCAGCACCACACUUGCAUGUCUGUCCAGGAACCCAGCUAACCACGCCCCCCAAAACUCCUUUUAUUAGUGGCCGUAACAACAGCAAAAGGUGUGUCUGAAAUUCCAGCCUUGGCAUGUGAUGAGGACCAUGUCCAGGUCUAUCAUGACAGAGUGGUCUUGAGACCUAGGCAAAGGUUUUUGCCUAAAGGUUUCAAAUUUUCUCCUUCAAGAUAUUAUCCUUACCUGUCUUUUAUCCAAAUGCCUAGUCAAAAGUAGAGAAAAAAAUUCAUCAGUUGGAUAUGAGAAGAGAAUGUUUGAUCAAAUACCUACAGGUCUUUCAAUCUUUUCAAAAAUCUCAGCAGUAUUUGUUCUUUCAAGUCCGGACUAGAUCUAACGGUCCAUUACAUGUACCGCGAACAAAGCUCCCAGCAGCAUCUCUGGCACUGUAUGAUACUCAUCCCCAUCUUGCGACCUUUCCCGUCGUCAUGCUGCCUUUGCUCAGGCAGACUGUGAUGCUGCAGGCUUCCAUGCCCAGUAUAAAGCAGGCUGGUGCGAGCAGGUGGUAGGUUCUUGAUUCCCCUUAGGUCUUUAGGUCUUUCCCUAGCUUAGACCUGUCUAUGUGGUUCUGUGUGCACAUUUCUCUGCCAUGUUGGGGCCUUGUGAACAGCCUGAGGAAAAGCUUCCCUAUGGGAGUGUGGAGGUGGUCACCUGAGGGAGAAAGCAUUUGGCUGGAGUAGGACAGGUGGGUGCAGCCUGUGUUCCAGCUUGCGCCAGAAGUCAUCAAAGAGUUGAUCCAGUUUUGUCAGGACUUCCAGCGUACCAUCGCAGGGACAAGCAGCACAUGAUGUGUCCGCCAUCUUGGGUGAGUUGCUGCUGGCUCUCUCAGCUUCACCCCACAUUUCAGCAGUAUAGGGGUAGCCUUCCCUGGGCGGACCAGGAUCUCCCCCACCAGUCCAAAGGGCCAGGGGGGAGGUGGGUAACGGGGCGUGCAUGUGUUGUCAGCUUUGGGGGUGCCUCCUGGUUCAGAGAUCGGCCGCCUCUCCCUCCUGAUGCAUACCAGGCCACUUGAUCUAUCUAGGUGUAAAUGAGCCUCUAUCAGUUUGCUUAUCAAUCCACUGCGUGUCCUCUGUGGCAGGGACCCAGUGGGCUGCUGAUUCGAUCUCAGGCCCCACCCAAAAAAGCUGAAAUAGACUUUAUUUAGCAGGAUUAUGUGGGAGCUUGUGUCAGGCCCCACCCCCCUGUUUGCAGCAUUAUUAUGACUCCUCUGGUUGUAUAUUUUUCCCUAUCUACUUUUGUUGUUUAGCUUGGGUAUUACCCAUAAGUGAUGCUGCCAUGAUACGCCAGGAAUAUAAAAAAUUCAUAUCAUACUUACUGCAUUUUCUGCGCAUAUUUUUCCAGAGCUUUUUAACUAGGCUGUUGGGUAGAAGGAGGAGGGACAUUUUAUUCCUACAGACUCUUUCUAAUUUGUUAAUUGUUUUCCGCCCUGUUCCUGUUGGAGGUGGAGCUACCAUGUUGGAAGUGAUGCUGCCAUGAAUAAUAGCAAGAAAUUAUGGUAAUAAUAAUGGGGAAAGCACACACAAAAGUAAACAAUUUUUACCUUAAAAUUGAUAAAAUUAUACCUAAAAAAAACACAAAAAAACCCCAAAAACAUAGAGUACUACUGUUAAUAUAAAAGAAUAAAAAGUGAACAAACUGUCCCACUCACAUAAUGCUAAGCCAUUCAAAUAGCUGGCUCAGGCUUAAUUACUUUGAAAGGUGGUUGUCUCUUGUGAUCAGCUUAGAGGACCACUCUAGGCACCCAGACCACUUCAGCUUAAUGAAGUGGUGUGGGUGCCAGGUCCUUCUAGGGUUAACCCAUUUUUUUUUUUUAUAAACAUAGCAGUUUCAGAGAAACUGCUAUGUUUAUCAAUGGGUUAAGCCUUCCCCCUAAUCAUCUAGUGGCUGUCUCAUUGACAGCCACUAGAGGCGCUUGCGUGCUUCUCACUGUGAUUUUCACAGUGAGUGCACGCAAGCGUCCAUAGGAAAGCAUUGUAAAUGCUUUCCUAUGCGACGGGCUGAAUGCGCGCGCAGCUCUUGCCGCGCGUGCGCAUUCAGCCCAGGAGGAGGAGAGAAGGAGGAGAGCUCUCCGCCCAGCGCUGGAAAAAGGUAAGUUUUUAACCCUUUCCCCCUUCCAGAGCCGGGUGGGAGGGGGACCCUGAGGGUGGGGGCACCCUCAGGGCACUAUAGUGGUCCUUUAAAGUCUGGCGUUUAAAAUGGUGCAUACGAUAGUAUUGCAUUUUAAAGUCAAAACGGUACACUAUUGUGUUUGCUCUCACCAUUUUUAUCAUUACCUGCACUUAUUUGUUUGUGAUGGAGUAACCCACAUAAGUGAUUGAAGCAUUAAUUUAUAUUUCCAUCUUUUUACCUUGUUUUGUAAAAUUACAGUAAGUAUGAUAUGACUUUUCUAUAUUUCCUGCCAUAUGGUGGCAGUACACAGUAGAAAUGUAUGCAUUUGCAUCUGAAAAAGAUAAAGUAAGAUUUAAAAAGAAAAAAAAAAAGUCCCACCCACUUAAAGUAUGAAGGAACUCCCCAGGCAAGUCUCCUAAGGCAAGUAAGUUCUUCCUUGUCCCAUCAUGGGAUGGAAGAGUGUCCCUGGAGGAAUCAAGGACCAAGAUUGGUGAGGCACAUGGCUUGCUGCAAGGGGUCACACUGCAUUCACUACACUAACACACACUCUGCAUACACUACACUAAUACACACACUGCAAUCAUUACACUAACACACACACACUGCAUACACUACACUAACACACACUGCAAUUAUUACACUAACACGCACACUGCAUUCAUUACACUAACACACACACUGCAUUCACUACACUAACACACACACUGCAUUCACUACACUAACACACACUGCAUUCACUACACUAACACACACUGCAGACACUACACUAACACAUACACUGCAAACAUUACACUAACACACACACACUGCAAUCAUUACACUAACACACACACUACAGUCAUUACACUAACACACACUGCAUUCACUACACUAACACACACUCUGCAUACACUACACUAAUACACACACUGCAAUCCUUACACUAACACACACACUGCAUUCACUACACUAACACACACUCUGCAUACACUACACUAACACACACACUGCAAUCAUUACACUAACACACAUUCUGCAAUCAUUACACUAACACACACUGCAUACACUACACUAACACACACACUGCAAUCACUACACUAACACACACACUGCAUUCACUACACUAACACACACUCUGCAUACACUACACUAACACACACACUGCAAUCAUUACACUAACACACACUCUGUAUUCACUAUACUAACACACACACUGCAUUCACUACACCAACACACACUCUGCAUACACUACACUAACACACACUGCAAUCAUUACGCUAACACACACUCUGCAUUCACUACACUAACACACACUCUGCAUUCACUACACUAACACACACACUGGAUUUACUACACUAACACACGGCAAUCAUUACACUAACACACAUUCUGCAUUCACUACACUAACACACUCUGCAUUCACUACACUAACACACACUCUGCAUUUACUACACUAACACACACACUGCAUUCACUACUCUAACACACACUCUGCAUUCAUUACACUAACACACACACACACACACACACUCUGCAUGCACUACACUAACACACACUCUGCAUUCACUACACUAAAACACACUCUGCAUUUACUACACUAAUAUACACACACUCUGCAUUCACUACACUAACACACACACACACACACACACACACACACUCUGCAUGCACUACACUAACACACACUCUGCAUACACUACACUAACACACACUCUGCAUUUACUACACUAACAUACACACACUCUGUAUUCACUACACUAACACACACUCUGCAUUCACUACACUAACACACACUGCAGACACUACACUAACACAUACACUGCAAUCAUUACACUAACACACACUCUGCAUUCAUUACACUAACAGACACUCUACAUUCAUUACACUAACACACAUACUGCAAUCAUUACACUAACACACACUCUGCAUAUACUACACUAACACACACUCUGCAUUCACUACACUAACACACACACACACUCUGCAUCCACUACACUGACACACACUCUGCAUUCAUUACACUGACACACACUCUGCAUCCACUACACUGACACACACUCUGCAUUAACUAUACACACAGCAUCCACUACACAAACAUCCUGUAUUCACAGUACACACACUACAUCCACCACACAUUCAAACACUCUGCAUUCAUUAUAUAGAGACACUGCGUCUAAUACACACAUUACAUCCACUACAGACACUGCAUCCACUAAACACAUUGCAUCUAGUACACACAAACACUACAUCCACUACACAAACACACACUACAUCCACUACUUAAACAGUAUAUAAUACACACAAACACUACAUCCAUUACACAAAUUCUAAUUCACUUCCACUAUACACACCACAUUCAGUCCUGCAUCAUUUGCAGUGGACUAGGCAGGAGUCCUGUGGGUGGACUCGUGGGCGGGGCAGGCCGGGCGGGAGGGGGGAGGAGGGGCGGACCAGAUCUUGUGCUUUGUCAGGGGCCCCAAAAUUUCUUCUUCUUUGACUUGCAACACUAGAUGAUUGAGAUAUAUAUAUAUAUAUAUAUAUAUAUAUAUAAAAAACCAAACGGAUCUUGCACUCCACCAAUUCAAUAUUCAAUGCCCGGUGCUUGUCAGCCAAAAAUGCAAAAAAUAUUGCCAGAGAUAGCACUCCAAGGACUAAUAUAAAAUAUAACUUUUAUUACUUCCACUAAAACAACACAAAGUCAACGUUUCAGCUUGAUCCCUUCAAGCUUUCGUCAGGACAUCUGUGAGUGUCUGUCUGUGUCAGCAAUGUGUGUCUGUGUCAUUGUUUGUGUCUCUUAGUCAUGGUGUGUGUGUGUGAUUGUCUCUCAUGGUGUGUGUGUGAUUGUAUGUGUCUCUGUGUCAUGGUGUGUGUGUCACUGUCUGUCAUGGUGUGUGCGUCUGUGUCAUGCAAUGUGCGUCUGUGUCAUGGUGUGUGUGUGUGUGUCUGUCAUGUAAUGUGUGUCUGUGUGUGUCACGGUCUGUGUGUGUCAUGGUGUGUGUGUGUUUGUCUGUGUCAUGUAAUGUGUGUCUGUGUCACAGUCUCUCUGUGUCGUGGUGUGUGUGUCUGUGUGUCACGGUCUGUCUGUGUUAUGGUGUGUGUGUCAAGGUGUGUGUGUCUUUUUUAAGGUGUGUGUCUUUCAUGGUGUGUGUGUCUGUCUGUCAUGGUGUGUCUGUCAUGGUGUGUGUGUGUUUCUGUCUGUAUCACGAUCUGUCUGUGUCAUGGUGUGUGUCUGUCAUGGUGUGUGUGUGCAUGUGUCUUUUACCUACUUUCCCCCCACGUCAUGCUGAUCUCCCCUCGCCUGGCCCUGCCUCUACGGCUGAGAUCAUCAAGCUUGAUGAUCUCAGCCAAUCCCCACUGACACAGGAAGCACCUCUAGUGACCGUCUGAGUGUCUGUCACUAGGAAGCAAUGUAAACACUGCCUUUUCUCUUAAAAGUCAGUGUUUACAUUGAAAACACAUACCAUGACACAGACAGACCGUGACACAGACUGAAACACACACACACCAUGACAGACAGACACACCAUGACACAGACAGACACACACACACCAUGACAGACACACACCUUAAAAAAGACACAAACACCUUGACACACACACCAUAACACAGACAGACCGUGACACACAGACACACACCACGACACAGAGAGACCGUGACACAGACACACACCGUGACAGACAGACACACAUUACAUGACACAAACACACACACACACACCAUGACACACACAGACUGUGACACAGUCAGACACACAUUACAUGACACACACACACACACACACACACCAUGACAUAGACACACAUUGCAUGACACAGACAGACGCACACACCAUGACAGACAGUGACACACAUACCAUGACACAGAGACACACACAAUGACACAGACAGACACACACACACCAUGACUAAGAGACACAAUGACACAGACACACAUUGCUGACACAGACAGACACUCACACCAUGACACAGACAGACACUCACACACCAUGACACAGACAGACAGACACACACACACACCAAGACAGACAGACAGACACACACACACACACACACACAUACACAAUUUCUACCUGUGGGGAGCUCUUCUGGCGGCCGCAGAGGGAGCUCCUUUGGCGGCCGCAGGGGGAGCUGGCUGUUGUGUCUCUGCUCCCCCUCCCCUGGCGUGCAGGGGAGGGGGAGCAGAGACACAACAGCCAGCAAACCCUGCGGCCGCCAAAGGAGCUCCCUCUGCGGCCGCAGGUGAGCCAGCUGGCUGCCCGGCCCCAGGUGCCGACAGCCCACCGGGAAAUUUCCUGGUAUCCCUGUGGGCCAGUCCGGCCCUGGUGUGCAUAUCGAAAUUCAGGCCUUGCGCCGGCGCACAGUGGUGGAAUGCAUGCCUGAAGAGGACUUGCAUUCCACCGAAGUUCUGAUCAUGUCACUACACAUCUGCAAAUCGGAAUUCAAAAAUUUGCCACAAAAUUCAAAUCCUACUGAUAUUUAAAGCUGUGUUGAUCCUCCUGACAGUAUGGAUGCUAGUCAGAGUUUAUGUCACGCAUUAGGUUUUUGAGGUGAGAUUAAUAGUUUCUACUUUAAAACCAUUUGUUUCUGCUUAUUUUAUGUGGCAAAACCAACCUCGCCACUGGGCAUUGGAGAAGCCUGUUUGCCCGCCUCCUGCCUGCUGACUAUGGCCCUGGGAGGUCUGGCCCUUCAAAUACAGUAUUUGGACAUAUUCUAUUUUAUUAUGCUGCUGCUGGCCCUUUAAAAACCAUCUGGGGACAUACUGUGGAGUUACUGGGUGGCCACCAUUUCAUGUAUCAGAGGCACAUGGUGAGAACAAUGGAUGGCGGCCAUUUUAACUCACAGACACUGUUUAGACUUUUCUACACGAUGCCAUCUCGACAGUAUUUGGUGCACGAAGACAUCGUUCAGUAGUUUUAAACUAUAUAACAGGAGACACAUUAUACAGUAAUUAUUUUUCAUAUAGCCUGUAUAUGUUCUGCGGAAUCUGCAUUAAACUGCAUCUUCCAAACUACUGAACGGAUCUGGGUGAAUUUUGGAUAUUUUUAUGGGGUUAUUGCAUGUUUUGGGGUCCCUGUGAUAUGUUUUAUAAUACUGUAUUUCUCUGCCUAUGUUAAUUAGAUUAACCAUUGUGUUCAGUAAUCAUAUCACAGGCAGAGGGGAGGAUUUUGUGAGGGAGUGUCUGUGUGCAUGGGCGUAGGAACCCCAAAAAAUCUGGGGGGGAUAGCAUUUUUACUCGCCGGGUAUAUUCUUAUUCCGUAAACUAUGAGUUGUUUAUCCCAUUGCACAGCGCUACAGAAUUUGCCGUUGCUAUAUAAAUGAUUAAAUAAUAACUUUAAAGGGUCACUACAGGGAAGGGGUUUUACUUACCUGGAUACAGCGCCGGGAUCCUCCUGAUGCGGCGCCCCCUAUUUCGUCAAAAUAACGAAAAAGGAGGGUGCGAGCAGGGAGCAAUAAAACACUUCUAUUCAGAAGCGUCAUUGCUCUCUGGUGCGCAUGCGCAGCUUUGCCGCACAUGCGCAGAUACUUCAUAGGGCGGCAUUCAUGUCUCGACUAGGAAGCACCUCUAGUGGCCAUCUGACUGUCCACUGAAGGUAUUCCUCAUCAGUAAUGUAAAUACUGCCUUUUUACGAAAUGGCUGUGCUUACAUUAAAAAGCCUGCAAAGACAUGCUACAGACACCAGAACUACUACGUUUAGCUGUUGUGGUUCUGGUGACUAUAGUGUCCCUUGAAUAUAGAGAGGAAAAAAGAAUCAUCACAAAUGUAAGAAAUAAAAUGUCUGUAUCAUUAUUCUAAAAAUUAUUUUAAAAAAAUAUGCACAUUCCUAGCUUAAUUUUUAGCACGACAUAUGACACAAACAUUUUGUACUUUGCAGAUUACUUUUUAUAUUUUUUAAUACAUAUACAGAUUGUGUAAUACUGCCCCUGACUUAGGGUGACCACAUUUCCUAACUGCCAUUCAGUGACACUUUCAGAAAUGCCUUCCAUACAUUUUACUACCCGUCUCUACCCCUUCCAUUUAUAUUAGAACCCCUUUCCAUGUAAAUUAGAGAUUAGUGCCACGAAUAAUAUGCUAGAUUGCCUACUUACAACCAGAUGAGGAUGAUGAUGUGCUCUAGCUGCAGUCUGGCUCCACUGGUCUGGUGUAGAACAGGCUCUCUGAAGGCUGUUUGUAACUGUGGUCACAAAAAUCAAUGUUCUGGGAGAACGGGAAGCAGCUCCAUUUUUUGGGGGCCCUUUACACAGCUCAAGGUCUGGGUCCCAGGGUCCACCUUCAUGUUCCACCAAUGAGUUUGUUCACAGGGGGUGGAGUGUGUAAGGGAUGUCCUGAUAUGUGUGUAAGGAAUGCAUUGUGUGAAUCUGUGUUUGUAUGUGUAAGGGCUGCAAGGAGUGUUUCUGUGUAUGUACGGGAUGCAGUGUGUGCGUCUGUAAGUGGUGCAUUGAGUGUGUGUACGGGGUGCAUUUAGUGUGUGUAAGGAAUGCAAUUUCCCCAUAACCUGUCCCCCCUGCAUGAUUUGCUGGGGGGGAUGCGUCCCCCCCAUACCCCCUGGUUCCUACGCCCAUGUCUGUGUGUAUUGUACGGAUUGAUUGGUUGUAUUUCAAAUCCCUGUGGGCAGUACUAUGUUUGUGGAUUGUGAAUAAAAGAGGCUGUAUGUGCCAGUACAGUCAGUUCUGCUUGACCUCAAAACGAAGUGUCGUCUCGUUAUUGGGGGAAUUGGAUUGUAUGCUGAUUGCCAGGAGUGUAAGCUGAUUGUAUGCUUUUCCUGUUCAGCUGCUUACAGCACUCAUAUGCUUGAGAGCAUUCGUAUGCUUCUCCGGUUCGGUGGUUGUGGUGUCUGCUGCAGUGCUUGGAGUCCUCAGGAAGCGCUAGGAGCAUCCUUCAACGGAGGUACCCAGUCGGGGUGCCAGGUGAUCUGUUACAUUAUAUAUUUAUUGGCUACUAUUUUGGGGGGGGGUGGGGGGAUUUCAGAUAUUUCUAGUCCUGUUUCUCCUGAGAGACUGUACAAAGAUAAAGCGCCUGUCUGGCUCCUAAAAAGUCUACUUCCAAGUCCAAACACCUUGCCUGCAGUGUGUGUGUGCUACACCACUCCCAGACAGCACAAAAAAGAAAAUCUGCAACUAAUGCUCAUCUGUCAUGCUGGUAAAGUCCAUACAAUAAUUUCUCUCCAGUUUGGCACAAGCUUUAACGUAUCGGCCAGGUCCAGUGUACCUAUAUCUCAAGAGUCUACCAAUAAGGGGGAGAAGGUCUUCUUACAGAUCUGAUUUAUCAUUGGGUGAAUGCUCCACUUCCUCGUCAGAUGUUUCCAGCAUGUAAUCUUGUGUGAGAUUGGCUUCCCACUUGAUGAAUUCAAGGACCACUAUAGUGCCCUGAGAAGCCCCCACCCUCAUGGACCCCCUCCCGCCAGGCUGAAGUUGGAGGAAGGGGUUAAAAACUCACCUUUCUCGAGUGACGGGCUCCCUCGGCGCUUGGGACUCUCCUCCUCCUUUGGACGACAUCGGCUGAAUGCGCAUGCGCGGCAAGAGCCGCGCGCGCAUUCAGUCAGUCCAUAGGAAAGCAUUCUCAAUCACAGUGAAAUCACAGUGAGAAGUGUGGAAGCGCCUCUAGCGACUGUCAAUCAGACAGCCACUAGAGCUGGAUUAACCCAUAUGUAAAAACUGCUAUGUUUACAGCAGGCAGGGUUUCCCAAUUAUUUUUUCCCUUGGAACCCUUUGACAUGGUAUAGCAAAAUGUAUCCCAGGGUCCCCAUGUCACUAGGAAGAUGGGAAGACCUGGGGACACGGGGAGACCUAGGGACACGGAGACACCAGUGACACUGGGAGACUAGGGGACUCUGGCUGGGACGCAUGGGGACACUUGAAGACAUGGGGACACAGACACUAGAGACACUGGCUGGGGGACAUGGGGACAUUGAGACAUGGGGGCACUGGGAGACAUGUGGACAAGGAGACACCAGGGCCACAGACACUAGGGACACUAGCUUGGAGACAUGGGGACAUUGAGACACUGGGAGACAUGGAGGCACUAGGAGACAUGGGGACAGUGAGACACUGGCAGACUGGGGGCACUGGGAGACUAGGGGGCACUGAGACACCAGAGACACUGGCUGGGAGACAUGGGGACGCUGUGUCCCUAUGUGUCUGUGUCAUAAUGUCUCAAUGUCUCCCAAUGUCCCUUAGUGUCUCAGUGUCCCCAUGUCUCCUUGCAGCCUUUCCCCCCAUCCCUUACUUCCCUGAGCUGUAGGCUGUCUCUGCAAGGUGGGAGUUGCUGUCUGGACUCUCUGUAGCUGCACCCCUGCAGAUCAGUGAGUAUAGAUAGGCAGGGAGGGAUAUGCUGGAACUUCCUAUCCCUGCCUGUCUCCACACACAGUGACCCCUACUGGCCAGUGCUGGUAUUGCAUAGUAAUCUCUUGUUUAUACUGAGAAAAAUACCAGCAUUUGUAUUGCCAGUAUCACUGUAAUAUUGGCACCAGCCAGGCAGCCUCAAAUACUGGCUGUGCCAAUAAAAUAAAAGCCAGGUGGAAUCCCUAAGAGUAGUGUGUGGGGAAAAAAAAUGUGUAGGGGGCAGAGCCUGGCAGCCGCAUGGAAUGGUCACUCACACUGAGAGCUCCGCGCUAUCUGGCUCCUAAAUAAGCGAUAAAAGUGACUCAGUGACCCAAAACUUAGAUCCCUCGACACCACAAUAUUGGGAGACAUCCCUAGCUCUCAAACCAGUGGUGUGUCCAGCCAUGACCGGUGGGUAACCCAGGAGGAGAGUCCGCGGCCUGCAAGAGGCAUAAUUGCAGCGCACGAGAGGGAGGCGGCUGAUCCCUUUGCCUGCUAUUGUGCACUUACCCGGGACCAUCCUGCACCCUCUCCCCCCCCCCCAGCCG
This is a messenger RNA of Pelobates cultripes (western spadefoot toad), 28532 nucleotides long. Lineage: Eukaryota; Metazoa; Chordata; Amphibia; Anura; Pelobatidae. The record is from the annotation of a GenBank genome assembly.